Exaiptasia diaphana is the source of this 2775-nucleotide messenger RNA. RefSeq names its product dynein heavy chain 10, axonemal. Lineage: Eukaryota; Metazoa; Cnidaria; Anthozoa; Actiniaria; Aiptasiidae. The coding region runs from base 1 to 2571 and encodes 856 amino acids. Gene Ontology annotation, molecular function: dynein light intermediate chain binding; dynein intermediate chain binding; minus-end-directed microtubule motor activity. The transcript has 11 exons. Gene Ontology annotation, cellular component: dynein complex. Gene Ontology annotation, biological process: microtubule-based movement. The record is from RefSeq and is a predicted model, not a curated record.
AUGGCUAUUAUUGGACAGGUAUCAGAGAAACUAAAACUUGGAGCCAAAACAGCGAUUGAUAUCGAUAAGCUUCGUGAUGGCUACAGACCUGCAGCSAAACUAGGAGCUGUAUUGUUCUUUGUGUUGUCAGAGAUGUCAGUCGUUAACUCGAUGUACCAGUACUCUUUGAAUUCGUACCUUGAAGUAUUUGGCUUGUCUUUGAGGAAGAGUUUACCAGACACCAUUCUACCCAAGAGGCUUAAAAACAUCAUGGAUACUUUGACAGUGAACGUGUACAACUAUGCAUGUACAGGUUUAUUUGAACGAGAUAAGUUGCUGUUUUCCUUUCAAAUGACAAUYAAGAUAAUGGAAGCCGAUGGCAACCUGAAACAAGAAGAACUUGACUUCUUCCUCAAAGGCAACAUAGCUCUAGAAAAGAGUGCUCGUCAAAAGCCCUUCCCAUGGAUACCAGAUCAAGGCUGGGAGGACAUCAUUCGUCUUUGUACAGUCGCACCAGACGUGUUUGCAUCAUUGGCUGAUGACAUUGAACGCAAUGAGUCUGUCUGGAAAGAGUGGAAUGACCAAGAUGCACCAGAGGCUCAUCCUUUCCCCCUCAAAUACGAGGAAAGUCUAUCAGACUUCCAGCGACUUCUACUCUUACGAUGUUUCCGUGUUGAUCGUGUUUACCUUGCCAUUACUAACUUUGUAACRGGWCGAAUGGGAGAGAAAUAUGUCACUCCACCAGUCAUCAGUUUUGAGGCGAUAUUUGAACAAUCAACACCUUAUUCKCCGAUCAUUUUCAUUCUCAGCCCUGGUUCUGAUCCAGCUAGUGAUCUACUAAAGCUUGCAGAGCGAUCAGGSUUUGGUGCGAAUAAGUUGAAAUUCUUAGCYAUGGGUCAGGGACAAGAAAAGCUUGCUCUACAACUUCUUGAGACUGCAAUUGCACGUGGUCAGUGGUUGAUGCUACAAAACUGUCAUUUGUUGGUCAAAUGGUUGCGGGAUCUGGAAAAGAAUCUYGAACGGAUUUCUAAACCUCACCCUGAUUUCCGGUUAUGGCUGACUACAGAUCCAACCCCUGAAUUCCCCAUUGGUAUUCUACAACGAUCGUUUAAGGUCGUAACAGAGCCACCUAAUGGACUCAAACUAAACCUUCGUAGUACCUACCACAAGAUAUCCAAUCAGAUGUUAGCAGAAUGUACCCAUGAUGCUUUUCCRCCGUUAGUGUAUGUUCUUGCGUUCUUCCAUGCUGUUGUACAAGAAAGACGAAAAUACGGCAAAUCAGGCUGGAACAUCGCCUAUGAUUUUAACGAAUCUGAUUUCCGUGUUUGUAUGACUCUCUUGAACACCUAUCUUACCAAGGCUACGACUAACGUUGAUGUCAAGAUACCUUGGGCAAGCUUAAAGUAUCUUAUAGGAGAGGUCAUGUAUGGAGGUCGUGUUAUCGAUGAUUUUGACCGUCGUGUAGUCAAGACCUACAUGAAUGAGUACAUGGGGGAUUUUAUCUUCGAUACCUUCCAACCAUUCCACUUUUACAAGAACGAGGAGGUUGACUACUGUAUUCCAAAGGGGGAAGGGGGUAAGAUAGAAGCUAACAGAGAUGUUUAUGCGGAUGCUAUUGAAGCGCUGCCAUUGGCUAAUACUCCUGAUGUUUUUGGGCUGCAUCCUAACGCAGAGAUUGGAUAUUACACUAACAGUGCAAAGGACAUGUGGCUUAAACUGGUUGAGUUACAGCCACAAACUGCAGGCGAUGCUGGUGGUAUCAGUCGAGAGGAGUUUAUUGCUAAGAUUGCUAGUGACAUACAGACGAAACUACCGCCAUUGUUUGAUGUUGACAGAAUACGAAAGAACAUUGGUGAUAUUACACCAACAACUGUUGUCUUAUUGCAAGAACUUGAUCGAUUCAAUGUUCUUAUUAAGAAAAUGUCCACUUCUUUGAUCAACUUGCAAAGGGCGUUGGCAGGUGAGGUUGGUAUGAGUAACGAGCUCGAUGAAGUGUCGAGAUGUUUGUUUAACGGUCAGAUACCAACUUCAUGGCGUAAGUUAGCACCAGCAACCUUAAAGUCACUUGGGAACUGGAUGGAGCACUUCAUGAAACGACUUGACCAAUAUACUCGAUGGGUGAACGACGGUGAGCCGGCAGUAAUCUGGUUAUCAGGACUUCAUAUUCCCGAGUCAUACCUUACUGCUCUGGUACAAGCAACAUGUCGUAAAAAUGGUUGGCCGCUUGACCGAUCGACUUUAUAUACAACCGUCACCAAGURCACAACAGCUGAUAAGGUUACUGAACGUGCUCACUCUGGCUGCUUUGUCAGCGGUCUUUAUUUGGAAGGUGCUUCGUGGGACCUAGAACAGUCGUGCUUGCGUAGACCAAGACCUAAAGUCCUUGUAGAAGAACUACCCAUACUGAAAGUGAUCCCUAUUGAAGCACAUCGACUCAAGUUACAGAACACGUUCAGGACUCCAGUGUAUACCACAUCACAAAGACGUAAUGCAAUGGGUGUUGGUUUAGUAUUUGAGGCUGAUUUAGCAUCGCUGGAACAUGACUCGCAUUGGGUGUUGCAAGGAGUCUGUCUUACUUUGAACUCCGACUAAAAACAUCAGAUUCUUCAAAGAAAAUUAAAAAAAAAGUAAAUUAAUGAGUGAAAAAAAUAUUAGAACAAAGUCAAGGAAGUUAAAUUAUUCUAUAGACAGUUUGUGAAGUGGUUUUAGCCAAUUUUAUUUAUUUUUGUAUUAGAUAUCUUCGACUGUUUGAUGUAUAUAAAGAAUUCUUGAAAUAAAACAGUUUUCACAUUGAUA